Molecule: messenger RNA, 5023 nt
Organism: Eufriesea mexicana
Lineage: Eukaryota; Metazoa; Arthropoda; Insecta; Hymenoptera; Apidae
Gene: Dcr-2
Product: Endoribonuclease Dcr-2
Exons: 26
Coding region: 128-4936 (1602 amino acids)
Biological process (GO): pre-miRNA processing; siRNA processing; apoptotic DNA fragmentation
Cellular component (GO): RISC-loading complex; nucleus; cytoplasm
Molecular function (GO): ATP binding; ribonuclease III activity; RNA binding
Source: RefSeq, a predicted model, not a curated record
AAACUACCGCCUGCCUACAGCCUAUAUUGAUUUUUGAAUGAUGCAAUUACUUGUUACAUCCUAAAAUCAAAUUUUAAAGUACUUUGUCUUUUUUAAUACAUACACACGUAUAAAUAUCCUUUAAAUUAUGGAGACUGCUGAUGAUUUUAUACCAAGAGCUUAUCAACUUGAACUAUUUGAAACUGCAUGUAAACAAAAUACUAUUAUUUAUUUACCAACGGGUGCUGGAAAAACAUAUAUCGCUGUUAUGCUUAUAAAAGAAUUAAGUGGUGAUUUACAAAUAUCUUAUGAUAAAGGUGGUAAAUGUACUGUAUUCGUAGUAAAUACGGUACCUUUAGUUAUGCAACAAAGUGAAUAUAUUAGAAGAUUAACUGGUUUUCCUUGUGCUUCAUUAAGUGGUGAUAUAGGAAUUGAUGAUUGGAGUGCUAUAGAAUGGAAUGAACAAUUAAACAAGUUUAAGGUUUUAGUAAUGACAUCACAAAUUUUAACAAAUGCCCUUCUUCAUGGAUAUAUACUUUUAAAUAAAAUAAAUCUAAUUAUUUUUGAUGAAUGUCAUAGAGCAGUGAACAAUCAUCCUAUGAGGCAAAUUAUGCAAUUCUUUCAAUAUCAUCCUAAAGAAGAACAACCAAAAAUAUUAGGACUCUCAGCAACAUUACUAAAUCAUAAUGCAAAGUCACAAAACAUUUCAACAUUAAUUAAGUCUUUAGAAGUUACAUUUCAUGCAAAAAUAAUUACAACACAAUCAGUACUUCAAAAUUACUGUACAAAUCCACAAGAAAAAAUUAUUGUAUUCAAACAGUAUAUUUUACCUAAUGUUACAAAACUUGUGAAUAAUAUUAUCGAGGAAAUGCAAGAAAUCCUAGAGAAUUUAGUUUUCAAUGAUAGUUUGAAUACUGAUAUGUCAAGCAAAGUAUUUAAACCAAAACCUAUUAAUAAAAAAUUGAAGUUAAUUUUGACAAACUUUCAAAAACAAUUUUCUUUUACAGGAAUUUAUGGUGCAAAUCUAUGCACUAUAAAUAUGUUAAUCUUCUUAGAAUCUAUGAAAAGAUUAAGGACUGAAACAAAUCUGGAAAUUAUACAUGUUUUAAAAUACCUUACGACAGGAGUAACUAAAUGUAGAAAAUUAUUAGAAGAUGAAAUGAAAAACAAUACAGAAAAAGAAAAGAUUUACAAUUAUUCAUCUGAUAAAAUUCUGGAACUUCUUAGAAUACUAAAAAAAUUUAAUGAUAAUAAAAAUAAAGAAUUGAAGUUUUGCUGCAUGAUUUUUGUACAAGAACGAUGCACUGUAAACAUAUUGUAUCAGAUCAUAAAGGCAGUAUCUAUGUAUGAUGAAGAAUAUAAAUUCUUGCAUCCAGAUAUGAUAGUUGGUGCUUCAUGUGAAUCAAUCUACAAAAAAGCAUUAUGUUUAAGAAAAUGGAGUAGGGAAUCUUUACACAGGUUUAGAAUUGGUCUGUCAAAUUGUAUUAUUACAACAGAUAUUUUAGAUGAAGGUAUAGAUAUACCAUUAUGUUCAUUAAUUAUAAGGUAUGAUAUUCCAUUAGAUGUGAGAACAUACAUACAAAGUAAAGGAAGAACACGAAGUAAAUUAGGUCAGUAUAUAAUAUUGAUGCAAGAAGGUGACAUAAAGUUCUUGGAACGAUAUAAAAAUUAUAAAAUGAUAGAACACCAUUUAAAUGAGAUUUUGAUAGGUAAGAGUAAUGAACGUAAUUUACCAACUGAAAAUGAACUUAAGGUUCAGUUAUAUUCUUAUAAAAUAGAACCAUAUAUUUCUGAUAAUUUAGAAAAGAAAUGUUACAUAACUAGCAACACAGCGAUCUUUAUAAUAAAUAAAUAUUGUCAAUCAUUAUUGAAAUGUAAAUUUGUAACUUUAUCACCUACUUGGACUUUAUAUAAUGAUUCAAAUAAAUUACAAUUUCAGGUUUCUCUUAAAUUACCAAUUGCAUCACCAUUAAGAACUACUAUUUUUGGUGAUCUCAUGUCUAAUAUUCGUGAUGCAAAGAAAUCUGUUGCUCUGAAAGCAUGUAUAGAAUUAUAUAAAAUUGGUGAAUUAAAUGAUGAUUUUGAGCCAGUUACAUUCAGUUUCCUUCAAAAAAAUCUAAAUUAUUUAUUUCCAAAUUGGAUUGAUGAGGAUGAAACAGAAAAAGCUUUUACUAUAGGAACAUACAAGAAAAAACGAUGUCAUCAAUUACAGUUUCCAUCAGUUCUAUGUGCAGCCUUUCCACUACCACAACAAAUAACAUAUCUUCAUAUUUUUCAUGUCAAACCUAAAUAUGCUAUACCACAUUAUGAUAAUCGAUAUUUGGUAUUUUAUAAUUUGUUACAUAACGACGCAGGUUUUGGAAUACUUUCUGCAAAACAAAUGCCAGAGAUACCAUCUUUUCCGAUCUUUAUGAGUGUUGGUGAAUUAGAUAUUGAUGUCAAGGUAAAUCAUACAAAAAUAUUUUUAUCCAAAGAAGAAGUUAAGUUAAUAAAAGAUUUUCAUAGCUUGAUAUUUAGUGAAAUCAUUACAGUUAUAAAGACGUUUAUGGUAUUUGAUAAUUAUAAUCUUGACAAUUGUUUUUUAAUUGUACCAGUUGAUAAAAACUGGAAUAUAAAUUGGGAAGUAAUGACACAAUACAAAUCUAUUGUGUAUGUACCACCAACAGUACCAACACCAAACAAUUUCGAAACUAAUUAUGAAUUAGCAUUAGUUAAACCCAAUUAUAGAGUUGCAGACAUUUACAUUGUUACCAAAGUAUGUGAUGAUAUUACACCAAAUUCCUGUUUCCCAACUGAUAAUUUUGUUUCUUACGCUGAUUAUUAUAAGGAAAAGCAUGGUUUGAUUAUAAAUGAUUUAGAUCAACCAAUGUUAGAAGUAAAAGCCAUAUCAAAAAAUAUUGAUUAUAUAAUGCCUAGAUUUAUGCAGCGUGAAGCUAAAAAUCCCAGAUAUGCAGAUGCAUCCAAAAAUUUGAAAGAACAUUUAGUUCCAGAGUUAUGCAUUAAAAUUAAUUUUCCAGCUUUGUAUUGGCUCAAAGCAACAAUAUUACCAUCUAUUUUACACAGAACUUCUCAACUUUUAGUUGCAGAAGAUUUAAGACAGAUUAUUGCUAAAGAAGCUAAUUUAGGAUCAUUAACAAGUAAUAAGAGGUGGAGCCCACUAACAAUAACUGAGGAAGAACAAAAUGAAACAUUUGAAUCAUUAUUAGAAACUGCUACUACAGAAAACGUUGAUGAUUUGCAAUCAGAACCAGUUUUAAGUGGACCAGAAGUAGACGUGUUAAAUGUGGAAGCAUAUCAUUAUCCAUGGUCAAAACAUGAAGAACCAUUAGAUUUAUACAAAAAUGCUACAGAAAUUCAACUAAUUCAAAUAGAAUAUUAUAUGCAAUUUAUGUAUGAAACAGAUAAUGAAAAUAGAUGCAUAAUGAAGCCUACCAUAAAUAAUUUUAAAAAUAAACCAUUAAUAUCGGUACUACCUUUGCAAAUUUUAUCAUUAAAAAAUUCGUGUGGUCCUAAUCCUGUUCAGAUACUGUAUGCUUUAACUGCUAAAUCAGGACUUGAUGCAUUUAAUUUAGAACGUCUAGAAAUUUUAGGCGAUUCAUAUUUAAAAUUUAUUGUUUCUGUAUUUUUGUACAAUAACUUUCCAAGAUAUAAUGAAGGAAUUUUAACAUCAUUAAAAGGAAAAAUAAUUGGGAAUCGUAAUCUUUGUUAUUGUGGGAUGAAGAAAAAUAUUCCAGGACGAAUGAAAGUUGAUAGUUUUAUACCUUUAAGCAAUUUCAUUGCUCCAGCUUACACAGUUUUUCGUGACUUACAAAAUAUAUUAUUAAAGUUAAAGGUAUCACCAAAUGUUUUAUAUGAAAUUGUAAUACCUCGAGGUGAACAGAUUAGUGGACUUAUAAGUGAUGACACCAAAAAUAUAAUAGAAAGAAAAAUAUUAGAUUGGGAAACAGCAGAGUUACAAACUGGUAUGGAACAUUAUCUAGGAAUACAAACUGUUUCUGAUAAAACAGUAGCUGAUUGUGUAGAAGCAUUAAUUGGUGCAUAUCUCAUUAGUCUGGGUAUUGAAGACACUGUAACAUUAUUAAAAUGGUUUCAAAUUUUACCAAAUGAUAUUAAUAUUGAUGCAUUAUUAUUGGAAUCUCCGAAAAUUGAUAUAUCUGAAGAAAAAAUAAACAAUUUAUUGCGCUGGGUUCUUGACAUAGAAACAAGGAUUGGAUAUAAAUUUAAAAAUAGAAGCUAUUUAUUGGAGGCAUAUACGCAUCCCUCGUAUACGCCAAAUAAUAUAACUGGAAGUUAUGAAAAAUUAGAAUUUCUUGGUGAUUCAGUAAUUGAUUUCUUAAUUACAGUUUAUAUUUAUGAAAAUUGCAAAAAUAUCAACCCUGGCACUCUGACAGAUUUAAGGUCUGCUCUCGUUAAUAAUAUUACUUUCGCAUGUUUAGCUGUACGACAUGGUUUACAUACUGCAUUGCUAUCUUAUACCCCACAAUUAAGUAACGUAAUAGAACGAUUUGUAAAGUAUCAAGAAGAAAGAAAUCAUGUUAUAAAUGAUGAGCUUUUAUGGAUUUUAUUAGAAGAAUGCGAAUGUAAAGUAGCUGAAUAUGUCGAUGUUCCUAAAGUUCUAGGAGAUAUAUUUGAAUCCACAAUAGGUGCAAUAUACUUGGAUAGUAAUAAAAAUCUUACGGUAGUAUGGGAAAUAAUAUAUUCCAUUAUGUAUGAUGUAAUUGAAAAGUUCAGCAAAAAUAUUCCAAAGCAGCCAAUUCGUGUUUUAUAUGAAAUUCAAGGUGCACAACCACAAUUCUUAGAUUCAAAUGUUAUUGAUAAUACAGGUAUUAUUAUGACAACUUUAAAAGUAAUUAUUGCUGGAAAGGCAAAGCUUUUUCAUGGAUUUGGUACAAAUACAAAACAAGCAAAGUGUGCUGCUGCAAAAUUAGCUUUAAAAAGCUUGUUACAUAAAAGUUAAAUAAAUAAAUAUUGUAAAAUAUGUUAAAAAUUUCCACUUACUGAUUAUUAUAACGAAUGUUAUAUAAAACCUUAUAGUUUGAUGAUU